AUGCCUGAUUCUGAGUGGCCGACGAUGAGCGCAUUACUCCCAGACCUCGCGUUCCAGGAGAACUCGCGCGCGACAGUUCAGAUCGCUAACGUCACGGAAUCAUGGGAGCUCGCGGACCGAUAUUCUUCGUGGCCAAAGCUCAUUCGAGUGAGCGCGUACGUUCUCAGAUUUAUAUCGCGGAUUCAAAGGCGUGAUGAUAUCGCUAUUCAGUCGGAAAGUCCGUCUUCCCUGACCGCCAGCGAAGUACGAGCCUCAAGAAAUUUUUGGGUGAAAUACAUUCAGCGCCAACUCUUUCCGCUCGAAAUACGCGCUCUCACUCAGAAUGAGUCGGUUCCUUCGAGGAGUCCACUCUUCGUGCUCAAUCCGUUCCUGGAUGAAGAGCAAAUAAUUCGGGUUGGCGGGCGGCUAUCUCAGGCUCCGAUACCCGGUCAAGCUCGACAUCCGAUAGUACUCGGCUCUCACCCGCUCGUCCGCUUACUCAUAUAUCAUACUCACUCUUCAUGCAGGAACGCAAUUGACCCUUGCUACGCUACGGCAAGAAUUUUGGCUACUAAGAGCUCGAAGCACGCUCCUCAUUUCGGGGGGUUGUGGGAGGCCGGUGUUCGUAGUACAAAACAUCAUAUUCGGCGUGUUGUGGGGGCUCAUACUCUGACCUUCGAGGAGUUCUCAACGUUACUUUGCAAUAUCGAGGCGUGUUUAAAUUCGCGUCCAUUAGCACCGCUUUCCGACUCGCUGGAUGACUAUACGUUCUUAACUCCAGGGCAUUUCCUCAUAGGCUCCGCGCUUAAUUCAAUCCCGGAGCCCUCGCUUUUGCAAGUCAAAGAAAAUCGGCUGACAAGGUGGCAGCUAGUUCGCCAAAUGACCGAACGUCUUUGGAAGGUCUGGCAACAAGAUUACAUUAAUACGCUGCAACAGCAAGUUAAAUGGAGGCGCGUAAACCCACGCGCACUUCGAGUCGGACAACUCGUCUUAUUGCGAAACUCGCUACUCCCUCCGUGCAAAUGGGAGCUAGGCCGAAUUAGUCUGUGUCAUCCGGGAUCGGACGGUCUGAUUCGUGUCGUGACCGUGAAAACAGCAUCUUCGGAAUAUAAGCGUCCCAUCAGUAAAAUAUGUAUUUUGCCAAUCGACAUUGAGAAUGCGUCUAAGGUCGAGGGCAAAGCGUUGCUCUGA
Messenger RNA from Solenopsis invicta (red fire ant), 1170 nucleotides. RefSeq lists its product as uncharacterized. NCBI's taxonomy places the organism in Eukaryota, Metazoa, Arthropoda, Insecta, Hymenoptera, Formicidae. The record is from RefSeq and is a predicted model, not a curated record. Bases 1 to 1170 code for a protein of 389 amino acids. The transcript has 2 exons. Gene Ontology annotation, molecular function: nucleic acid binding.